This is a messenger RNA of Cucurbita moschata (crookneck pumpkin), 1063 nucleotides long. RefSeq names its product Golgi SNAP receptor complex member 1-2. The transcript has 6 exons. Lineage: Eukaryota; Viridiplantae; Streptophyta; Magnoliopsida; Cucurbitales; Cucurbitaceae. The record is from RefSeq and is a predicted model, not a curated record. Gene Ontology annotation, cellular component: cis-Golgi network; Golgi medial cisterna; SNARE complex. Bases 69 to 794 code for a protein of 241 amino acids. Gene Ontology annotation, molecular function: SNAP receptor activity. Gene Ontology annotation, biological process: vesicle fusion; endoplasmic reticulum to Golgi vesicle-mediated transport.
UUGAGCCCAAUUAAGCAUUGCUAUACUGAUAACUAAACCAAAAUGAGUUUCGGGUGUGAAUUUUGUAGAUGGCAAUGACAGAUCAGAGCCUUGAAUUGCAGGAGUCCGGUUGGGAGGAGCUGAGGCGUGAGGCUCGAAAGAUCGAGGGCGAUCUCGAUGUCAAGCUCUCCUCCUAUGCGAAGCUCGGUACCAGGUUCACUCAAGGAGGUUAUGUGGAUUCUAGUUCACCGUCUGUUGGUCCCAACAGAUCAUGGAAGUCUAUGGAAAUGGAAAUCCAAUCUUUACUUGAGAAAUUGUUGGACGUUAAUGAUUCAAUGAGUCGAUGUGCUGCAUUUGCAGCACCAGCUACCUCUAUAAAUCAAAAACUAGCAAGACACAGGGAUAUUCUCCAUGAAUUUACGCAGGAAUUCAAACGAAUAAAAGGAAACAUUAACUCAAUGAGGGAACAUGCAGAACUUUUGAGUUCUGUUAGGGAUGACAUCAAUGAGUAUAAGUCACCUGGAACCAUGUCACCGAGGAUGCAGUUACUGCGGGAAAGAGCUGCUAUUCAUGGAAGUAUAGCUCAUAUGGAUGAAGUAAUAAGUCAAGCUCAAACUACAAGGGCAGUCUUGGGCAAUCAAAGGGCUUUGUUUGGAGAUGUUCAAGGAAAAGUGAAGCUUCUAAGUGACAAAUUCCCAGUUAUACGCGGCCUCCUUGGUUCAAUUAGAAGAAGGCGGUCAAGGGACACUCUUAUUCUGUCUGGAGUCAUUGCAGCAUGUACCUUGUUUCUCAUUAUCUAUUGGCUUUCAAAAUGAUUAGAGAAGAUGCAAAAUUAUGGAGUUUUGGUUUUGUAACUUUUUCUAAGCAACAUGGUGUUUGAAGAUUUCGUAAGUGUUUCUUGUCCCAUUAAAUUUGGAUGUCUUUUUUCUUUACCUUCAAUAAUGCCACCCAUUUUGCUGAGUUUGAUUGGAGGUGACACUUUGAAGCCUACAUGCUAGCAUCCUAUCCUCGAGAAUCCUCUUAGAAUUUGUUCUUGUACAUGCUAUGAUAAAUUAGUAUAGUAAUGAAUAUCCUUUUUAGUAGU